This is a messenger RNA of Apis mellifera (honey bee), 502 nucleotides long. RefSeq lists its product as uncharacterized. The transcript is spliced from 2 exons. Lineage: Eukaryota; Metazoa; Arthropoda; Insecta; Hymenoptera; Apidae. Bases 16 to 471 code for a protein of 151 amino acids. The record is from RefSeq and is a predicted model, not a curated record.
AUCGAGACGAGGAGAAUGGAGACGGCAGGAGAGAGGGACGGCGGUUGGUAUGGCAGGUGGCCGAGGUGGCGCUUGCAUCAGUCGUUGUCGGAAAAGUGGAAGGAAGAGAGGUUUUCCACCAUCGACCGGGUUUCCUCCUCGUCGUCGUCGUCCACUACUCGCUAUAUCCGAACCAGUAUAGUGUAUAUAUCGAUAUGGGAAAAUGGAGAUUCAGAGAGACAAUGGGAACGGCAGACAAAUAAAAUCGAAUUGAUUUACAAAAUACAAGAGAGCGGCGUUGAACGCGAACACCUCGCAAUUUGGUUUGAAAUGCACGAGCGAAAGAAGAAUAAAAGGAUAGUCACCUUCACGGUUGCAGGAGUUGCCACCAUUGAAUGGAUCUUUCUUCGGCAAAGUGAUAUGCAGCAGCAUACUCCCAUAAAAGCCAGCCACCUUUUUCGUGGGACGUUGUCGCGUAAUCGACCUUUAUGAUACUGCGGCCACGAUUGACACCGGUCUUGUA